UGGAGGCCGGUGGUCCCUCCCAGGCCGCCCGUGCGGCGAGGCCGCGCCGCCCGUUCCCCUGCCCCCACUCUUACCUCGUCACCUCCCCGCCCUGUCGGCGGGCCCCCGAGGUGCGCGGCGCAGGCGCGGAGCGGGCCGGCAUUUUUUACCAUCUGUGAAAACUUCCCUGUAAUUCAUUUUUCCUCACUCCAGUUACACCAAAUAUGAAUGAAUAUCCUAAGAAAAGAAAAAGGAAGACUUUACACCCUUCUCGUUAUUCAGAUUCCUCUGGAAUAAGCAGAAUUGCAGAUGGAUUCAAUGGAAUUUUUUCUGACCAUUGUUAUAGUGUCUGUUCUAUGAGACAACCAGACUUAAAAUAUUUUGACAACAAAGAUGAUGAUUCUGACACAGAGCCAUCAAAUGACUUGCCAAAAUUUGCAGAUGGAAUCAAGGCCAGAAACAGAAAUCAGAAUUACCUGGUCCCCAGUCCUGUACUUAGGAUUCUAGACCACACUGCCUUUUCUACAGAAAAAUCUGCUGAUAUUGAAAUUUGCGAUGAAGAGUGUGACUCUCCUGAAUCGGUCAGCCAGCAGACUCAAGAGGAGAGCCCUCUGGAGGUUCACGCUGCCGAGGACGUUCCGAUUGCUGCAGAAGUGCAUGCCAUUUCCGAAGACUAUGAUAUAGAGACAGAAAACAACUCCUCUGAGAGUCUCCAAGACCAGACUGAUGAAGAGCCCCCGGCUAAACUCUGCAAAGUCCUCGACAAGAGCCAGGCCUUGAAUGUGACUGCCCAGCAGAAAUGGCCUUUACUGAGAGCUAAUAGCAGCGGCCUCUAUAAGUGUGAACUGUGCGAGUUCAACAGCAAAUAUUUUUCCGAUUUAAAGCAGCAUAUGAUCCUGAAGCAUAAGCGCACUGAUUCAAAUGUGUGUCGAGUGUGCAAGGAAAGUUUCUCUACCAACAUGCUUCUGAUCGAGCACGCCAAACUGCACGAAGAGGAUCCCUACAUUUGUAAAUACUGCGAUUAUAAGACGGUGAUCUUUGAGAACCUCAGCCAGCACAUUGCAGACACCCAUUUUAGUGACCACCUUUAUUGGUGCGAGCAGUGCGAUGUGCAGUUCUCCUCAAGCAGUGAACUCUAUCUCCAUUUCCAGGAGCACAGCUGUGACGAACAGUACUUGUGUCAGUUCUGUGAACAUGAGACGAAUGACCCAGAAGACUUGCAUAGCCAUGUGGUAAAUGAACAUGCAUGUAAAUUAAUAGAGUUAAGUGAUAAGUAUAACAAUGGAGAACACGGACAGUACAGCCUCUUAAGCAAAAUUACCUUUGAUAAAUGUAAAAACUUCUUUGUCUGUCAAGUGUGUGGUUUUCGGAGUAGACUUCAUACCAAUGUUAACAGGCAUGUUGCUAUUGAACAUACUAAAAUUUUUCCUCAUGUUUGUGAUGACUGUGGGAAAGGCUUUUCAAGUAUGCUAGAAUAUUGCAAACAUUUAAAUUCACAUUUAUCUGAAGGCAUUUAUUUAUGUCAAUACUGUGAAUAUUCAACAGGACAAAUUGAAGAUCUUAAAAUUCAUCUAGAUUUCAAGCAUUCGGCUGACUUACCUCAUAAAUGUAGUGACUGCUUGAUGAGGUUUGGAAAUGAAAGGGAGUUAAUAAGUCACCUUCCAGUCCAUGAGACAACUUGAUUGUUCUCCUUAACUUCCAUAAUGUUAAUGUAAAGUAAUAAAUUUGACUUUUUUGGAGAUGUUAAAAUGGAUGAUUUUAAACACAGCUUAUGAGAAUUACUUUUAACAAAUAAGAUUUUUUUAAUUGUCCAAUUUUCUUGGUAUUGCUGCAUUUUUUAGUAAAGAAUUGUAUCCUAAAUGUGGUAUUUUCAAUGCAUGGUAGUUCAUAGUUUGAACCACUCUUGGUGGCUAUCUUAUUUCUUGCAUGUGCUCUGAUUUCAUGAAUUGAUAAGAAACAGACAGACUAAAGAAACUAGACUACAGUUUUCCUUCAUAACCAAAGGUGCUAUUAACUUUUUCUGUUUUAAACUCAAGAUUAGCUCAGUUUUUCGUGUAUGAAGUCAUUAAAAUACUGCACUACCAGAACUAAAAGGCAAUAUAAUGUACAAUUAGUCCACCAAUACUCCCAUUCCUAAGAGCCCAGACCCUGCUUUCGCAGUCACCAUCAGUGAUUAUCCUCAGGGUCAUCAGUAGACUCUCCAUCAGUCUGAUUCUUUUAAUAACACUAGGAGUCCAGUGUUAUCGUAGGAAGGAAAGAUCCAGUUUUCUUGGUAGUCUGUUUUUUUUUUUAUUCUUACUUUAUUUUAGCUCUUCUCUAUGAGUUAAAUAAUUUAAGAUGAGGGUGGGGAGGACGGGUAAGGGGUUAUGCAAUAAAGAAGUAACUUUUCAUAACUCAUUCAUAACCUGUUCACAUUUCAUUUUCAGUUAUGCAACUGCAAAGUCAUGCCCCAACUUUUUUUUUUUCUUCUUCUUCUUCUCCCCAAAGCUCCCUAGUACAUAGUUGUAUAUUCUAGCUGUAGGUCCUUCUGGUUGUGCUAUGUGUGACGCCGCCUCAACACGGCUUGAUGAGUGGUGCCAUGUCUGUGCCCAGGAUCCAAACUGGCAAAACCUUGGGCCACCAAAGUGGAGCACGCAAACUUAACCACUCAGCUGUGGGGCCGGCCCCUCAUUCCCCAACUUCUCAUGUCAAAUCUUUUAUUGACUGAGAAAACCUACUGAAGUAUUAAUGUAGAAUUAGGAAAAUUUGGGAGAUAAGGGACUGCUGGCAUGAUAAUGUCUAAAUCUUAGCUUCUAUAUUAGUUUCGUGUGACUGCCAUAACAAAUUACCACAAACUGAAUGGCUUAAACAACAGAUUUGUUACCUCACAGUUCUAGAGGCUAAAAGUUCAAAAUUGGGCAAUGAAGGCAUAGUUGUUCCCUCUGAGGGCUGUCAGGGAAAGAUCUGUUCCCAUCCUUUCUCUUUGGCUUGUGGAUAGCAGUCUUCAUGUUGACAUGAUGUGCUCCUUGUAUGCAAGUCUGUCACCAAAUUUCCCCUUUUUACAAGGACCCCAGUCAUGUUGGAGUAGGGCUCCCCCUAAUACCUCAUUUUAACGUGGUAAAAACCCUAUCCCAAAUAAGGUCACGUCUUGAGGUACUGGGGCCUAGGACUGCAACCUAUGAAUUGGGGGGAGGGGAAGACACAACUAAACAAUUUAAUAGCAACUUCUUAAAUAGCAGUGUCAAGAAGAUAGAAUUUUGUAUAUGAUUGGCCUCAUUUAAUAAACACUGCUGCUAACAAACAAUAUGGUUGUUGAGGAAUAUUGUUAUAGUUGAAAAGACCAAUUUAUGACCUAUGAUUUUGCCACUUCAAGAACCGUAGGAAUUUAGUAUAUUUUGAGAAUGGUGGCAGCAACAAGUAUUUUCAAAACGAAUCAUUUUUAUCUCUACUAUUUUGUCAUACGUGCCUACCUGUGUUCCUCGACUCCAUUCCAUCUGAUUGUAACAUUCCAGGUAGGGCUGUCUGAAACAGAUGUUUCUUAGAAGACAAAAUUAUGAGAGUUUAAAUGGAGGAGAACCUUAAAAACCAUCUGGUCUAAAUCCUCUAGUUUUCUAAGUUUCUUGUAGAAAUAGAAACUUAGGUUGUUAUUAAGCCAAGGUCACAAAACUAGUUGUAGCAGACAGGAGUGGAAUCCAAGUUCUUUGGCUUCCAUUCUGGUGAUGUUCCCAUGACGCCAUGUUACAUGAAAAUCUAAGCUGUGUCCUUGGGGUGUUUUUCUUGGCUCCUUAACCCAGCCAUUCACCUACCUUCUUGGUAAUUCUGUUUUUGUACUUUUUUGAUAUACCUCCAGCUCCAGGAAUUUGAUUUUCAGGAAACAAAUAAGUAAUACCUUGAUUUAAUUCUGCAUUUUACGGCUUUACAUUUGAUCGGGUGUUAGUAAUCAAAGAGGUUGUAAUGAAAUUACUCGAGACAUUAAAUCCAAGUUUUAGAACCACAUAAUUUUGUACUUUUUGAUGAAUCUGCAGCUUAAGGCCACAUCUCACUGACAGGUUGGCCAAUAAAAACUUCUUUUUGCUUUGACUCAGCUCUCAAAGAAGUAUGACUGACCAUAAAUUGCUGAGGUAGCUUUUUUAGCUUAACAAACUUCUUUGGAAAAACAAACUAUCUAAAAAGAAAUUUUUCUAACUACUUUUGGAUUUUUUCCCCUCAAAGACAGACAUUUCCACUGAACUCUGGUAACCUGAACCACAGUUCAGUUCUGAGAGUACACACCUGAUAGUGGUGUCCAUCAGCACUACAACUGAAUUCUGGGCAGCCGUGAAGCGUAGUGGUGGCUCCUUCUUUCGCUUGCUUUUAUAUGCUCACCUUGCAAUGAGUUACUACUUUUGAAAUUCCAAAACGUUUGCCCUGUACUCCAAAACAUGAAAGUCACUGUGCUCUGCUCAAAACCUCUCCCCUUCCGGCUUGUAAAUUUGCUGGGUUUACCAUUUUAAGUCACCUUAGAUUUCUCUGAAUGUGUGUCAUCACAUAUUAACCAGUUUCUCAGUCUCACCGGGCCUCUUGUUUGGUGAUUGCUCAGCUGUUGGCAGGUGUAGUAUAUGUAGGUAUUUUUCUUUCCAUACACUCUGUUCCUAAUUUUUGAAUCUGAUUUACAAAGCAUUGACUGACUUAAUUUCUGGCACUUUACCAUAAACCUUACUUUGCUUGUUUUGUCAGACUUACUGCCUUUUGCAAGCAGUUUAAUAUAUUUCCCAAACUACUGUGAUUAAUUUUUUAAAGGAAUUUUAAUACCUAAAAAUUAGCACAAGUUAUGUAAAUUUGAAAAAGCUGAUAAAAAUCAAAUGGCUUCAGUCCUCCUGGGAAGCAGAUUGGUUUACCGAAAAGUCAAUACUCAUUAAGAAUUUAAAUGAAAAUAAAUAGUUAAGACCAAAUGUAAUCCCAAUGGAGACGCAAAUUAGGUGAGUCAGGUUUACCCUAUAAUUAACACAGCAGCAUCCCUAUAAAUUAAAAAUGAAAUUUUGGGAUGUAUAUUCCUUUUCCUGUAACUUUUGGCUCUGUUGAUUAAAGAUACAAGUAUCCACAAGAGAGAAUUUUUAUUCAUGGCAUUGAGUUUAUGGAUUUACAUAUACUCCUUAUAUUGAUGUAGCUUUCCAUAAAUUAAUCUUUUAAGACAACAUUCAAAUCUAAGAGAAAGAAAUGUGUACACUUGUGGCUUAAAGUAUAAAUUCACAAAGCUGAAAGUUGUCACAUAUAAUUUACAUGUUUAUAUAAAGCUAUGUAUUCAAUUUGUAAGUUUAAAAACUAAAAAUUUUAAGAGCCUGUCAGAGUCGUUUCGAGUCUCCUUCAUACUAGUGACUUGAGAAAUAAUUUUCUGGAUAAAGACUUUCCAUAUGAGAGCACCAGUCACUUCACCCUCCUUCUUAAGUUCAUUCUCUUUAGUCAGCUGGGUGUUAAAGUGGUAGCUGCCUGAACCCAAAAUAAAUCACAUUCGUGAAAAGUAAUUUCUUCAUUCUAAAAAGAAAUAAUUUUCUCACAUUGCUAAAUAGGAAUAUUGUAUUAUCUACUAGACUUAUUCCCAUACUUUGAGCGGUGAUUAUUUGGGCAGCUUUUAAAGGGAAUUUUUGCGAUCACGACCUUUAAAAGUUUGUUGUUGUUUAUUUUUGGUUUUAAAUAGGCAAAUGAAUAUAACCUGGAUAAUCUUUUUUCUUGCUAAAAAUUUUGAGCUGAAUGAAUUAUAUCCUUAAAAAUUUAAUGAAAAGUAUGUUUUGAAUGAAAACUCAAAGUUUUCUAGUUUUUAAUAUUUUCUCUAGAAAGUGUCCACUACCGAAAAACAUUGCAGUUGAAAUAAUUGAGAGUUUUGCCCUUACUCAUCAGGAAUUGGAAUCAUACCCAUCGAAUGUAACUUCUGGUAGGGCAUUUUUUUUUUUCCCUGCCUAAAAGCCAUUCACCGUGCCAUUCUGAAUUUUGGCGUGACAUUUGAGAAUACAGCAGUGCCCCCUUAUCCUUGAGUUCACCUCUAAAGUUUCAGUUACCCGCAGUCAACAAUGGUCCAAAAAUAUUACAUGGAAAAUUCCAGAAAUAAACAUGAAUUCGUAAGUUUUAAAUUGUGCGCCAUUCUGCAUAAUGUGAUGAAAUCUCACAUCAUCCAGCUCUGUCCCCUCCGGGACAUGAAUCAUCCCUUUGUCCAGUGUGUCCACGCUGUAGGCACUACCCAGCCAUUAGUCUCUUAGAAACUAUCUCAGUUCUCAGAUCGACUACUGAGGUAUCGCAGUGCUUAUGUUCAAGUAACUUGUUUUACUUAAUGAUGGCCCCAAAGCACAAGAGUAGGGAUGCUGGCAAUUCCGAUAUGCCAAAGAGAAGCCGUAAAGUGCUUCCUUUAAGUGAUAAGGUGAAAGUUCCCAUUUAAUAAGGAAAUAAAAUCAUAUGCUGAGGUUGCUAAGAUCGACCGUAACUUUCAUUCCAGUAUAUUGUUGUAAUUGUUCUAUUUUAUUGUUAUUAAUCUCUCACUGUGUGUAAUUUAUAAAUUAAACUUAAUCAUAGGUAUGUACGUGUAGGAAAAAACUUUGUACAUGUAGGGUUCAGUCCUAUCCACAGUUUCAGGCAUCCACUGAGGGUCUUGGAACAUAUCCCCUGCAGUUAAGGGGGGACUUUUGUAUUGAAUUCUCUUUUCCUGCCUACCCUGUUCAUUCGAUUUAGGGUUACCUUUUCUCUUUAUGGCAUUAUUCAUACUUCCAAAACAUAUUCCUCAAACUAUAUUCUAUGGCUGAUUACCCUCAUCUUUGCAACUCUUCUUCACUUCAUUUGGGUUUUCAGACAGUCUCAAAAAAUUAGAGUUUUCCCAAUUAACAAAAUGAGAGUGAAUUUGUUUUCUUUUAUUCUUCCUUCUCUCUAUUCUCAGAACUGCAUUAAAAUUAGCUACUCCCUUCACAUCAUAUACCACAUCACUCACUUUUAUACCCUACAAAUAUUUUAUAUAUUCCUGUCUAACAGCAAUUUGUGUUGAAUUUAUAAAUUUCACUGUCUAUUUUGGAUUUUAAGAAGCAGAAUAUCAUGGCACAGAUCUUAAUAAAUACUUCUCUAUGGUUACAA
This is a messenger RNA of Equus quagga, 7047 nucleotides long. RefSeq names its product zinc finger protein 639 (gene ZNF639). NCBI's taxonomy places the organism in Eukaryota, Metazoa, Chordata, Mammalia, Perissodactyla, Equidae. Gene Ontology annotation, biological process: regulation of transcription by RNA polymerase II. Bases 204 to 1661 code for a protein of 485 amino acids. The record is from RefSeq and is a predicted model, not a curated record. The transcript is spliced from 6 exons. Gene Ontology annotation, cellular component: nucleus. Gene Ontology annotation, molecular function: DNA-binding transcription factor activity, RNA polymerase II-specific; RNA polymerase II transcription regulatory region sequence-specific DNA binding.